Topomyia yanbarensis is the source of this 1098-nucleotide messenger RNA. RefSeq lists its product as uncharacterized. Gene Ontology annotation, molecular function: nucleic acid binding. The transcript has a single exon. The record is from RefSeq and is a predicted model, not a curated record. The coding region runs from base 1 to 1098 and encodes 365 amino acids. Gene Ontology annotation, biological process: DNA integration. NCBI's taxonomy places the organism in Eukaryota, Metazoa, Arthropoda, Insecta, Diptera, Culicidae.
AUGGCCUACGUGCUUCGAUUUCUAAAUAAUAUUCGGCAGAAUCACCGAAAACUGUCCGGGCCUUUAGCGCAGCAGGAACUUCAAGCCGCGCGAGAAGCCAUCCUAAAACAAGUACAGUUCGAAACGUAUAAAGAUGAGGUAAUAACGUUGCGGAAUAACAGAAGUCUACCUAUAGAUCAAAGAAAGUCGCUAGAGAAGGAGAGCGUACUGUACCAAUUCAUGCCGAUGCUGGACGACAAGGGCUUGUUGAGACGGAGUAGCCGGGCACGAAAGGCGACAUAUUUACCGUUCGAUACACGUUUUCCUAUUUUACUGCCGAGGGAACAUAAGGUGACGACACUCUUAGCUGAUUGGUAUCACUGUUAUUAUCGCCACGCUAACAUGGAAACGGUUUCCAACGAAAUGCGACAGUGUUAUAUGAUCCCAAGACUUCGAACUUUAGUACGGAAGGUGUCACAGGCGUGCCAAUAUUGUAAAAUUCUCAAAGCACAACCGAGAAUCCCCCCGAUGGCUCCGUUACCCUCGGCGCGUUUAGCUAAUCACGUUCGCCCGUUCACCUAUGUAGGAAUAGACUAUUUUGGUCCACUUCUGGUGAAGAUUGGAAGGUCAAGUGUCAAACGAUGGAUUGCUUUAUUCACUUGCCUAACUGUCCGCGCUGUCCACUUGGAGGUCGCUUAUAGCAUGUCUACCGCAUCAUGUAUAUCGUGCAUCAGAAGAUUCGUUUCUCGUCGUGGAUCACCGAUUGAGUUUUUCACAGACAAUGGCACCAAUUUUCAAGGAGCCGAUAGAAUUCUUCGAGAGCAGAUUAACCAAGGACUGUCGGCCACAUUUACAAACACAUCGACCAAAUGGACCUUUAUUCCACCUGGAGCCCCGCACAUGGGUGGAGCGUGGGAGCGUUUAGUACGCUCUGUUAAAGCUGCUAUGGGAGAUGCGUAUGCGGACGGCAAGCUUGACGACGAAGGACUGCUUACUUUGGUAACGGAGGUAGAGUGUUUGGUGAAUACGAGACCCCUGACAUACUUGCCGCUUGACUCAGAGGAAUCGGAAGCGCUUACACCAAAUCAUUUCCUGAUAGGCAGUUCCAGUGGAGUUUAG